CUCCUUCAUCAUCUACAAGAAGAGCCACCUGGGGGAUGCAAGAGGUGAAGCGGUCAUUUCACCAAGAGCAUCAAGCCAAACCCAUAGUGUUCGAUUUGCUCAAAGUGAAGAGGCAUGGUGUCCUUUUGCAAGUUCAUAACAUGUGUUCUUGUCACAGUUGCUAUAUACCCAGCUUUGUUUCUGGUCUCCGUUAUCAUCCACUACACACAGGCUGUCGUACCGCCAGGAAUUGACCAACCACUAAAACUCCGCUUGUACAACUGUGUGUCCAUCUCGGUGUUCCUUUUGGGAAUCACAUUAGAGAAACUGAGACUAUACACUCUUGUAGGUCUUUUGCGACUUGUAACAAAUGGGCUCCCCUGUUGCCGGGAUUCAUCCCUUCUCAUUCAGAACCAGACAUUUGACAAGGUGCCAGUCAGGAUUUAUCAGCUUAAAGAAAAGACAACCCAAAAAAGGAAAGCUUUACUUUACUUCCAUGGAGGGGCCGGUAGUUUGGGAAGCAUUGAUGCCUUUGAGAGAAUGUUGCGUCAUAUUGCCAAGGAAUGUGAUUUGGUGGUCGUAGCGGUUAGUUAUGGGCUUGGCCCAGAGAACCCUUACCCAAACCAGUAUGCCGAAUGUCUCAAGGCUGCUGUCCACUUCAUGAAGAAAGCUGAAGAUUAUCAGGUGGAAGCUUCCCGUAUUAUCAUUGGUGGGGACAGCUGUGGAGCCAAUUUUGCCACACAGAUUUGCCAGUUGCUGGGGGACAGAAAAGAUCUCCCCAGAGUUCAUGCUCAGAUGUUGAUCUAUCCAGGACUGCAGGGGAUGGACUUUUACUUGCCUUCAUAUCAGCAGAACAGCAAAGUGGCAUUCUUGUGGAGGAAACUAGUCAUCUUUUUCAGCUGUAUUUACCUGAAUAAGAAGGUAUCUCUAGUAAAUGAUGUCUUGGAAGGCUGCCAUGUUCCUGAGGCUAUCAGGCUGAAGUACCAGAAAUGGGUGAAUGCAGACCUCAUUCCUGAAAAAUUUAAAGUAAGAGGCUACAAACCGCAAGACCCUGCUUUACGUAAAUUUAAACCUAAGGUGUACGAAGAAAUGAAGCAAAUGUUGGAGGUGACGUUUUCACCACUUUUUGCUGAAGAUGCCGUCAUCUGCAAGCUUCCACACACAUGCAUUUUGACCUGUGAGUUUGAUGUGCUUAGGGAUGAUGGGCUUCUGUACAAGAAGCGGUUAGAGGACAACGGGGUGCCAGUGAAAUGGAUCCAUGUUGAGAACGGCAUCCAUGGGAUAGUCUUAUUUUUUGGUUAUGGAGUCCUGUCAUUUCCGUCAGCAGGGCGGAUUGUAAAUGACCUAGCAGAGUGGGUGACAUGCUUAUGAGGCAAAAGAAGGAAACAUAUUGUCUCCCCCUCCCCCUCCCUUGAAAUAUUGAGCCCCAUAAAGUCUCACUCAGAGUAGACUAAGUUAGUCAUGCCCAUCCAUUUCAAUGGGUUCUGAGUAGGACUAACAUGGGAUGCAACCCAAAUACUUGAUCCACCAAACCAAAGCCUCCCAUAUAUGCACAUUGAAGCCCACCUAUGAACACUAUCCCUAUGAUCUCCUCACUCCAGCUUAGAACCAGGAAUGUUCUUCUGAGGAUUUUCUUCUUUCAGGGUCCUCUCAAAUGGUUGGGGAAUUUCAGAAUGGGACGACAGGGUAAAAAUGCUCUUUUAAGUUGUACAUUAAAGCAAUCUUAGUUGCUGCAUUGUUUAGGAAAUCAUACAAGGGACUAGGAACAGGAAAUGUAAUUUCAAAUAAUGGUUUAAAUGGCCUUUUUCUUGCUUGACUUAAAUUGCAUUUUGUUAUUUAUCAGACUUGUUUCCCAAUUUUCAUUAUAAAAUAAUCCCAAAGUGGGUUACAAUAACACUCAAAGAGUUGUAUCCAACCAAGUCCUACACAGAAUAGACCCACUGAAAUUAUUCCAAUAUAUAAAGCUUUUAAUAGGUAAUUUUCAUUUUUGAUCAUGCAUAUUUUUAACAAUGAAUUUGGAAUUGAUUUUUGGUCAACUUGUUUAUAACUUCUAGCUUUUUAAAUAUAAUUUUAAUGUAUAUUUUAUGGAAAUCGCUUAGAGGUUUUGACAAUGACAGGUAUACAGUUUUCAUUAAAUAAAUAAAUUAGGGUUGUAGUCAACUAACUUUUACUCAGAGUAGAGCCAUUGAAAUCAAUGGACCUAAGUUAGGCCCCAUCUGCACUCUACAUUUAAAGCAGUAUUACACCACUUUAAACAGUCAUGGCUUCCCCCAAAGAAUUCUGUCAUUUGUUAAGGGUGCUGAGAGUUGUUAGGAGGCCCCUGUUCCCUUCCCAGGACUACAAUCCCAAGAGUGCCCUGGGAAUAGGGACUGAUUGUUAAACCACUCUGAGAAUUGUAGCUGUGUUAGGGGAACAGGUUCAUCAUCAUCAUCAUUUAUUAUUACGGUCAUAGACCUAUAUACAUAAAACCAAUAUUACAUAAAUUGGAACAGAAAUAUAAGGAAAAUCAAAAGGAUAAAACAUCAGACUAUUGUGGUCUAUAUUAUAUUAAAACAUGAAAUACUUCAAAUGUCCUAAACAUCAGGUGAAGGAUAACCCUUACGAAUUCGUUGGGCAAUGAAAAGAAAUUUAGCUACAGACAAACUAAUAUCACUGUUAAAACAAGAUAGCAAAAGGGUAAGUAACCUGUUAUCUGGUUUAUGAGGAAACUUGUUUGUUAUUGGCAUAAUAAUUUUUUUGCGUUCCUCCUCAUAUAGAACACGAUCGAAGAUAACAUGAAAAAGAGUUUCAAUCACAUCAGCUUUACAUGGGCAAAUCCGGUUAGCAAAAGGGAUCCCCUGAAAUCUCCCCUCCAGUAAUGCCGAGGCUAGACAGUUAAAUCUAGCCUUAGUGUAGACUGUACAAUAUUUAGGGAUAGUGAGGAAGUCCAAAUAGUGGGAGUAACUCAGUAGAUCAUAAUGUAGGUCAAAAUAAAUCGGAGAACAAGUAGAGGAGGCUGCAGAAAUUGCAUGUUGAUAGUCUAUAUCUCUAAGCCGAGUUCGAAUAAAAUGUUUUCUCGAAGUUGGCUCUUGAGAUGUUAAAUAUUCUGGUGAUAAACCUAUGCUUGUAAGAUGUGAGCUAAAAGUUUUUGCCCAGAGUGAAUUAUAUGAAUCUUUCCAUAAUAAAGAGUAACUAGGGGUGUUUUCAUAUACCACUUUACACCAAUAAUUGGAAGCAAUAGACCAUGCAUGGGAUUGUAGCGAGAUUAAACCAGAUUCUAAUCUAAGUGCCACUGUUGGGGCGCAUUUGGGUAGACCGUAAAUUUGUCUCAGAAAGGAUGAUAAAACUACCUCUACAGAUGAGUUAUAUGCUCCGAUCCAAAGCGGGAUUCCAUAUAACAAUUGGGGAAAUAUUUUAGAACUGAAAGCUUUCAGAGCAGCUGGUAUAAAUUGACCUCCUUUGGUAUAAAAAAAUCUUAGAAUACCUUUGACAGAAUUUCUUGCUGUUGCUAUGGCCGCCUGAAUAUGGGAUGUCCAAGAUAGUGAUGUGUGAAAAAGGAUACACAGAUAUUUAAAUUUGUUUACUUGUACAAUUUUCUGUCCAUUUAUAUUCCACACCGAGGGCUGAAAAUGAUUAGCGAAUACUAAAAUUUUGGUUUUGGUGUAAUUUAUAGCCAAUUUGUUGUCCUGACAGUACUGCAUAAAAGCUCGAAAUAGCCGUUUUAGUCCUACUUUAGAUAGAGAUAGGAGUACGGGGUCGUCUGCAUAUAAAAGUAGUGGGCAUCGUUUAUCAGCUAAUUUAGGAGCAUGAAAGGUCAAUGAUUGGCAAUAAGAUGACAGAUCAUUUAAAAAAAGAUUAAAUAGGAGAGGAGAUAGUAUGCAUCCUUGCCUAACUCCCGUGUUUGUUUUAAUUGAAUUUGUUAGUUCCCCUCCCCUGCCACAUUUCACUCGAAAGGAAGUCUGUUGGUACAACUGAGUUAUUAAGAAUAGGAGUCUUUUAUCCAUCGUGGUUUUGUCAAGUUUUGCCCAAAGUAUUUAGGGGAACAGGUUGUUGUUGUUGUUAUGUGCCUUCAAGUUGAUUACGACUUAUGGCAACCCUAUGAAUCAGUGACCUCCAAGAGCAUCUGUCGUGAACCACCCUGUUCAAAUCUUGUAAGUUCAAGUCUGUGGCUUCCUUUAUGGAAUCAAUCCAUCUCUUGUUUGGCUUUCCUCUUUUUCUACUUGCUGCUGUUUUUCCCAGCAUUAUUGCCUUUUCUAGUGAAUCAUGUCUUUUCAUUAUGUGUCCAAAGUAUGAUAACCUCAGUUUCAUCAUUUUAGCUUCUAGUGAUAGUUCUGGUUUAAUUUGUUCUAACACCCAAUUAUUUGUCUUUUUCACAGACCAUGUUAUGUGCAAAGCUCUCCUCUAACACCACAUUUCAAAUGAGCAGAUUUUUCUCUUAUACGCUUUUUUCACUGUCCAACUUUCACAUCCAUACAUAGAGAUCCGGAAUAGUGAUAGUUCUAGUUUCGUUUGUUCUAACACCCAAUUAUUGGUCUUUUUCACAGUCCAUGUUAUGUGCAAAGCUCUCAUCUAACACCACAUUUCAAAGGAGUUGCUUUUUCUCUUAUCCGGUUUUUUCACUAUCCAACUUUCACAUCCAUACAUAGAGAUCGGAAAUACCAUGGUCUGAAUGAUCCUGACUUUAGUGUUCAAUGAUACAUCUUUGCAUUUGAUGACCUUUUCUAGUUCUCUCACAGCUGCCCUCCCCAGUCCUAGCCUUCUUCUGAUUUCUUGACUAUUGUCUCCAGUUUAGUUAAUGACUGUGCCAAGCUAUUGAUAAUCCUUGACAAGUUCAAUGUCCUCGUUGUCAACUAUAAAGUUACAUAAAUCUUCUGUUGUCAUUACUUUAGUCUUUUUGAUGUUCAGCUGUAAUCCUGUUUUUGUGCUUUCCUCUUUAACUUUCAUCAGUAUUCAUUUUAAAUCAUUACUGGUUUCUGCUAAUAGUAUGGUAUCGUCUGCAUAUAUUAAAAUUUCUCCCUCCAAUUUUCACAUCUCCUUCAUCUUGGUCCAAUUCCACUUUCCAUCUGAUAUGUUCUGCGUAUAGAUUAAGUAAAUAGGGUGAUGAAAUACACCCCUGUCUCACACCCUUUCUGAUGGGGAACCAAACGGUUUCUCCAUAUUCUGUCCUUACACUAGCCUCUUGUCCAGAGUAUAGGUCACACAUCAGAACAAUCAGAUGCUGAGGCACCCCCAUUUCUUUUAAAGCAUUCCAUAGUUUUCAUGAUCUACACAGUCAAAGGCUUUGCUGUAAUCUAUAAAGCACAGGGUGAUUUUCUUCUGAAAUUCCUUGGUCCAUUCCAUUAUCCAACGUAUGUUUGCGAUAUGAUCUCUGGUGAUCUCCCUUUCUAAAUCCAGCUUGGACGUCUGGCAUUUCUCGCUCCAUAUAUGGUAAGAGCCUUUGUUGUAGAAUCUUGAGCAUUACUUUACUUGCAUGGGAUAUUAAGGCAAUAGUUCGAUGGUGUAGUGGUUAAGGUGCUGGACUAUGACCUGGAAGACCAGGGUUUGAAUCCCCACACAGCGACAAAGUUCACUGGGUAACCUUGGGCCAGUCACUGCCUCUCAUACUCAGAGGAAGGCAAUGGUAAACCCCCUCUGAAUACUGCUUACCAUGAAAACCCUAUUCAUAGGGUCACCAUAAGUCGGGAUUGACUUGAAGGCAGUCCAUUUCCAUUCUUGAUAAUUACUGCAUUCCCUGGGAUCCCUUUUCUUUGGAAUUGGGAUGUAUAUUGAACACUUCCAGUCUGUGGGCCACUGUUUAGUUUUCCAUAUUUCUUAACAGAUAUUCAGAGGGGGUUUACCAUUGCCUUCCUCUGAGUUUGGAUGCAUCUUAGUCUGGUGUCUCAGCUUUGACCAUUCUGCCUUGGGUGCCUCUUGGUCUAGACUCCUGACGGCAUUGCUCUCAGCAGGCCCACCCUUAGCAUGAGCGGGGCCCAGGGCAAAAGCAUAGUUGGGGACCCCCACAUUCUUUCUCUCUAUAUAUAUCCUUUCCUCCAGGCAGCGGUGGAGGCUUAGAAUCCCCACACAGCCAUGAAACUCCCUGGUUGACCUUGGGCCAGUCACUGCCGCUCAGCCUCAUGAAAACCCUAUUCAUAGGGUCGCCGUAAGUCGAGAUCGACUUGAAGGCAGUACAUUGACAUUUUAUUUCUAUAAAUAAAAUAGCUUUUCUUAUUUCACUAAGUCUUAAGUCUCAGCGCUAUAAAUGCAAGAUAAAAGCCUGCUACUUAGGAAAAUGCACACAUUGGCACACGCGCAGCUCAGACCGUUGACAAUCUCUGCCAAUAUCUAUAUAAAUGUACAUAACAAGUUGGAGGUUAAAGGACAUCCCUUGGGCACUAUGUUGGCUAUUCCUGGCAUACUACCUAUGACAGCCUUCCACAGCUUGGUGCCCUCCAGCUGUUUGGGGCUACAAUUGGCAAGGAUAGCCAGGGCUAUGGGAGUUGGAGUCCCAAACAUCUGGAGGGCACCAGUUUAGGGAAAUCUGUGGCAUGGAGUAACCCUCAAUCAAUUUUUUUCAUCACCAUUCAAUGUAUGAUUAUCAGAGUGGUGUACAAAAGUAAAAAAAGUAAGGCUUGUACCCAACAAAGCCCUAGGUCACAUCCACACCGUACAUUUGAAGCACAUACCUUCCCCCAAAGAAUCAUGGCAACCCAAUGACUUUCCUACAUGAUUGUUGGCAUGCAGUGCCCUCUGCUGGUGCAGUGUCACACUGGAAAACUGCUGUUAAGGGUGAAAUUUCAUUUUGAACAGAGGACAUGAGUUUACUCUCCGCUUUGCCUUCAGCAGCACUCCAAUUCAUAAAUAGGAAGCCACCAAUUUAUUUAUUUAUAUAUAUUUAUUAUACUUGUAUACCGCCCCAUAGCCGAAGCUCUCUGGGUGGUUUACAGUAACUAAAAACAUUAAAACAAAUACAAUUUAAAACAGAUCUUAUAGAAACAAUUUAAAACACAAUUUAAAAAAUUUAAACAGUAUAAUGUAUGAAGACAUGUGCCCAAUUUGAGAAGGACUGGAGUGACGUCAGCAAACAAUCCCUAGCAGAUCAUAGAAUAAUAGAAUCAUAGAAUAGUAGAGUUGGAAGGGGCCUAUAAGGCCAUCAAGUCCAACCCCCUGCUCAAUGCAGGAAUCCAAAUGAAAGCAUUCCCGACAGAUGGCUGUCCAGCUGCCUCUUGAAUGCCUGCAGUGUCAGAGAGCCCACGACCUCUCUAGGUAAUUGGUUCCAUUGUCAUACGGCUCUAACAGGAAUUUUAUCCUGAUGUCCAGUUGAAAUCUGACUUCCUGCAACUUGAGCCCAUUAUUCUGUGUCCUGCACUCUGGGACGAUCAAGAAGAGAUCCCGGCCCUCCUCUAUUUGACAACCUUUCAUGUACUUGAAGAGUGCUAUCACAUCCCCCCUCAGUCUUCUCUUCUCCAGGCUAAGCAUGCCCAGUUCUUUCAGUCUCUCCUCAUAGGGCUUUGUUUCCAGUCCCCUGAUCAUCCUUGUUGCCCUCCUCUGAACCUGUUCCAGUUUGUCUGCAUCCUUCUUGAAGUGCAGAGACCAGAACUGGACACAGUAGUCAAGAUGAGGCCUAACCAGUGCUGAAUAGAGGGGAACUAAUACUUCACACGAUUUGGAAACUAUACUUCUGUUAAUGCAGCCUAAUAUAGCAUUUACCUUUUUUGCAGCCGCUUCACACUGUUGGCUCAUAUUCAGCUUGUGAUCAACGACAAUUCCAAGAUCCUUCUCACAUGUCAUAUUGCUGAGCCAAAAAUUGCUCAAAAAUGAUAAAAAUUGCCCCUUUCUUAGCAGAUCUACGAUUGCUGUCACAGCAUUUAUUUCACAUGGUAACAGCCACAGGGAAAAAGGCAUUUUUGGUUGCCUUUCAGCUGAUGCUGAAGGCUUGUGGGACUGCCCAGUUGUACCUGGAGGGCUGGGGAAGAUUUUAAAAAAAGCUGAGCAAGAGGCCACAGAUAGGAACAGCCAUCACCCUCCCCAGCAGACUCAGUCUUCACCCCGUUUCAGACUGAGGGCCACAUUCACUCAUGAAGAGCAUGCCAGUGGUGGGUGGAGCCAAAGGCAAAAGAGGGAGGAGCAAAAGAUGCAACUCUUUCCUUUGUAUGUUACGCUGCAUUCCAACCUUACAAAAGUCUGUGGUUUCUACACACACACACACAGAACACACCCUUCUCCAGCCAGGCAAGCAAAAGUCAUUCUCACAGUUCAAGCUAGCAAUGGGCUGUGUUUCUGCAGUAUUUGCCAUUGGAUUAAUUAUUAUUUCUGAUAUUCUCUGUCUUUGGGGGGGGAUUUUGAAAUAGCAACUCUCUGCCCCUGGUUUCUGAUUCAUUCUUUUUUUCCGAUUCUUUUUUUUUAAUCACUUUGAAAUCAUUGAUAGUGUAAUACUUUUAUCCAUCUGCUUUCUAUAUGAGCAUUCCCUUUCACUGAUGUCAGUGAAGUGUUGAUUGUAACUGAGAGACAGAAAGCAGCAGGAGGAAUGAGGUGUUGAUUGUAAGCAGUAGGGGAGAAGACACUGACUUGAUUAUCUGCCUUAAGCUGAUCCGCCGUGCACUUGAAAAGGAAUGUAAACAGGCAAUCAUUACAGAGUUCAGAAUAAAGAUUGAUACCAGCGGAGACUUGUGAAUAAAUCACGAUUGCAAUAUCGAUACCUCUCUGCAAAGAAAAUGUGUGUGUGAGAGAGACAGAGAAGAAAAAUGAAACGAUAGCAGAGGAAAAAGGAAUUGGAUCAUUAACAACCACCAGGGGGCCACCCUUAAAAACAAAACAUAAAAAUUGAGAGGAUUCCAUUCCAGUUCAAGCAGGAAUUCCUGGGCAGAGUCCUGAGUGCCAGAGAGAGAAGCCUGGAAGACUGCAUUCACCCCCCAAAUUGAGGUUCCCCAUCCCUGCUUUGUAUUGAUGACUGUCCCUUGCCUUUCAUAGGUAUAAAUCAGUAGCAAAUUCAAAAGUGCAGGAUCACUUCAUGUUAGUUGUGCCACACACAUCUUUUCCCACUUUCCCUCAUCUCCCGUGCUCUCCCUUUCAUCUUGCAGGUCCACACCCCUCUACAACAGACGUCCCUAGGAGCCAAUCAGCAUGAAGGGGGAAUCUGUGUCCUAGCUACUGAGAAGAGUCUUCUCAGUGGCUAACUUACCUCCUUUCACUCUGAUUGGCUUCAAUCUGCACAAAAGGACAAGGGCUUUUCUCAGUGGCUAGAAUGCUCCCUUUUCAUGCUGACUGGCAUGCUCAUAGGGACCUGGUUGGGAUCCUGCUCCCAAAAAUGUUAAUGGGUCUGUGACCCCCCACAACCCUAGACAAGUGUUGCUGCUUCCAACACUGCAUCUCCAUGCUGGUUAAAGAGCUUUGCUUGGUCCUUCCUGCCCAUUAACAUCCCAGGUCCUUGAAUGGCAACCUUGCCCCAAGAACAGAACAGCCAUCUUAUGGGAACAGAAAUGUGUGCUCUUUUAGAUUUCUAGACAUGGUUAUCAGGGGCAGGACAAAUAUAUGUCUCGAUUUUGGCAGCUUGUAAAACUGUGUAUAGCCAAGCAGCAGGGACAGAGGAGAAAUUUGAUUCAGUUCACAUUGAAAAGCGAAUCCAAAAUCUGCACUUUCUAAAACAACAUGAGAACUGAAAUACAGGCACCCUUGGAAAUGUGCACUUCUUCAUAUUUUGCAAUGCAGUUCUUCAACGAAACAAUACUUACAAGAAUGCAUCUAUUAGAGGGAAGUGUGUAUAAAAAUAAAGAUGUUAGUGAAAGUACAGACACACGCAUUGCAUUCAGAGAAAGUGCUUGCAAAAAUGUGUACGUGAGUCAAAACUACAUACAAAAAGGUGUCUAUUGGAAGAAAUUUGCAGUAAAAUGCCAAAGGAUUUUCAUGAGAAUGUUUUUUUUUUUUAAAAGCAAGUUGCUUCAGAAAUGUGAGAGCUGAAGUUAAGGUUUUAAAAAUGAGAAACGGAAAGAACCCAAAUGAACAAAUCCUUCCAUCCAUUCCAAGUAGCAACAGCCAGUUUGCCCUGUGCUGAAGUUCAUAUAUGUGGAAGGCUGGGGAAACAGAAACCUCUCUGGCCACCAGAUGCCACCAGAGAGUUAAAUAAAUAAAGCAUCCUCCUCAUACUCUUCUGGAAAGUGACACAAAACGUGGAGGAAGGAUCCUUUUGAUAUACCCCUCUGCCACAUUAAUCCCUAGAUUGCAGGGUUCUGUACCACCAAAAAAGUAUGCUGACAGGGCUAACUCCACUGUCAGAGGCAACAUGGCUCUGAACACCAGUUGCUGGGAAUCACUGGGCCAGGUAGGGAGAGGGGACACUGUUGCACUCAGGUCUUGCUUGUGGGCUUCCCAUAAGGGGCAUCUGGUUGUCCACCAUGAGAAUAGCCUAGGAGAAUUGAAUCCCAUUAUUUUGCCCUUAUUGCAACCCUGGGCUCCUGCUAGAAGGACGGGAUAUAAAUCAAAUAAAUAAAUAAAUAAAUAUUCAUAUCAGGCUAAUGGCUGAUAAGAUUUGAUCAAAGGAUUCUGAACAAAUGGCUAAGUGUUUGCUGGCAAGAGAAAAAGCUGGAUUUUGCCCAAGUGCAGCUUCGAGGCUUCAAAGGAGAAGCGAGAGAAGACCAACUGCACAAAAUAAAUUAGACACUGGGCAACAUCCUGGUUCAGCAAGUGGAAAAACAUGGGCUAAAGCUCCCUAUACAGUGGGUUUGGCAAGGGCAAUUGCAAAGGAUAUUUAAUUAAAUGCAGGGGGAACUAAUUGGGAUCUUCUCUUCAGAAUCUGAGAGGUCUGACCUCCAGGGCUGUCAAAUGUUUUCAUAUGGGGUUCCAUCAUUCUAAGAUGCUCUGCGUUGUGUUGAGUAUGUAUAUUGAUUUAGUACUGAUACUCUUUAAGCUUAUUAAUUUUGU
Molecule: messenger RNA, 10851 nt
Organism: Rhineura floridana
Lineage: Eukaryota; Metazoa; Chordata; Lepidosauria; Squamata; Rhineuridae
Product: arylacetamide deacetylase-like 3
Exons: 4
Coding region: 115-1350 (411 amino acids)
Cellular component (GO): membrane
Molecular function (GO): carboxylic ester hydrolase activity
Source: RefSeq, a predicted model, not a curated record